Messenger RNA from Nanorana parkeri, 1287 nucleotides. Its product is annotated as serine/threonine-protein kinase SBK1-like. Gene Ontology annotation, molecular function: ATP binding; protein serine/threonine kinase activity. NCBI's taxonomy places the organism in Eukaryota, Metazoa, Chordata, Amphibia, Anura, Dicroglossidae. The coding region runs from base 1 to 1287 and encodes 428 amino acids. The transcript has 4 exons. The record is from RefSeq and is a predicted model, not a curated record. Gene Ontology annotation, biological process: peptidyl-serine phosphorylation; peptidyl-threonine phosphorylation.
AUGGUAGAGUGCACGUCCAACUGGCUCACUGUGUGCCAGCCCAUGACUGCCUCUGCACCAGGGGUUGCCGUGAAAGUGGACAUCAUGGCCGCCGGUCCCCAAGAAGUGGAUGAUCUUCUGGAUGGUCUUGUCUCCUUCUCCUCACAUGGGCUGCAGCAGAUAGACUUAAAGGAGUAUUUCCACAUAAUCAAGGAGCUUGGAAAAGGUGGUUAUGGAAAAGUGUUGUUGGUGAAGGACAUAAAAACAGGUCAAAGAAUGGCAAUGAAGGUCCUGGAUAAAGUUAGGACCAGUCGGCGAUCUUUCCUUCUGGAGUUCAGCAUGGCGUUCUUUCUUUCGUCUCAUCCCAAUAUCAUUGGAUGUAAUGGCACCGCCUUCACGACAAAUGACUACUUUGUAUUUGCCUUAGAACUGGCACCUGCUGGUGAUCUGCUCUCUCUGAUUUUACCAGAGGUGGGAAUUCCAGAAGAUGCAGCAAAGAGGUGUGCGGUGCAGAUCUCCAGUGCUCUCGAAUUCAUAGCAGAGAAAGGACUGGUCCACAUGGAUAUAAAGCCAGAAAAUGUGUUGGUGUUCGACCAAGAGUGUCGCUGUGUCAAGCUCACAGACUUUGGCCUUGCUCGGGCCAAAGGGGCAGUGAUUAGAGCAAAGGCAGGCAGUGUCUCCUACAUGGCUCCAGAAAUGUGUGUAAUGACUCUUUCGGAAGGGCUGGCUGCAGAGGCCACCCUUGAUGUGUGGGCAUUUGGAGUCAUCAUCUACUGCCUACUCACUGGGGAGUUUCCAUGGCAGGUGGCCAUUUCCGAUGAUGAAGGAUAUAAACGUUUUGUUGACUGGCAAACCAAUUCACAAGUUGAUAAUCCUCCUGUGACAUGGAGCAAGAUUCCCACUGGGAUACUAAAGAUGUUUAGUGAUCUUCUGGCCAUUGACCGCAGUAAAAGAAGUCAAACUACAGAAGUCCUGAAGUACAUGAGCGAAAGCUGGAAAGAAGAAACACCAGAUUCAGCCACAAAACAAGAAGAGGAGAAUCUCAUACAAACUGGUUCUGCAGUGCAGCCUGGUGAACCCGUGUGUGAAUCUUCACACCCGGAAACUGAAAGGAAUUCAGACAACUCACAGAGCAAUGCCUCGGUCAUGUCAUCUCUCAGCUCCAUGUCCUGCCUUUUGUCCACGGACACUUCUGAAUCUCAGUGCGAGAUGACUCCACACCCACAGAAGGGCCACGUGCCAGAGACACCGAUCAUGUAUGAUGAUGAAAUGUCUUUCCAUGUUGGUGCAGAGGUAGACAUUGGAUAG